Messenger RNA from Rhea pennata, 14855 nucleotides. RefSeq names its product CASK interacting protein 2 (gene CASKIN2). Gene Ontology annotation, molecular function: protein binding. NCBI's taxonomy places the organism in Eukaryota, Metazoa, Chordata, Aves, Rheiformes, Rheidae. Bases 7973 to 12379 code for a protein of 1468 amino acids. The record is from RefSeq and is a predicted model, not a curated record. The transcript has 20 exons.
CUGGGCCCCCCGGCCUCGCGCGGGGCGCGCCGCCGGCGGAGGGGCCGCGGCAGCCGGGCGCUUCGAGGGGGCGAUUCCUCCUCCUGCUCCGCAGCGCCACUCGGCUAGCCGGAAACCCGGGACAGACGGACAGGCGGUCCGACCCGGCUGGCGAGGAGCGUUUGCUUUGGGCGCCGGCAGAGCCGCGCUUUCCCUGCUCUUGUCCUAGCAGUGGGACUGGGAGCAGGCUAAAGGAGGGAUCUUCCCUCUCGGGCUGCUUGUCCCAGCUCUCGAUGAAGCUUCACCUUCGCCAGCUGGUAGCGGCUCCGUCCUUUCCCUUCUCCGCUGGCGGCAGUGCCAAGCAGGCCGGAGAGCUCAGCUCGGUGCGCGGGGCGGAUCGGUGCCCUUGGCGCCUGAGCCGCUCCUGCCUCGCUGCCCUUUCCGUCGCCGGCAAGGGGAUUUGGAAAGGAAUCUGUCCCAUCCCUGCGACACAUGCUGUGCCGUCCCCCGCAGCUCGGGAAUGCGGAGCUGCCGGGCGCUGCCGGGAUCCUGUUGCUCUGUCCUAACCCGGAUACCACAAAUGCCCACAGCCCUGCUGCGGCCACGGGAGCCGGGUGCCAGCAGCGAGGCUCGACCGCGCGCUCCCCGCCGGCAUCCCCCGGGACCUGGGCGUUAGAGGUCAUGUUUUGGCUCCUUCAGGAGGGAAGCAGGAGAGAAGGGAAAGGUGGAAGCCUGGAUUCAGACGUGCUCGUUUACUGGAGCUGCUCGGCUCUGUGUUGCAAUUUAGAUUUAGCUGUAGCCUGUGCUCUGCGUGUUGUUUGCACGCAGGUGGUUAUAGGAGAAGAAGAGCCUCUCGUUUGGUCUUGGUAAUACUGGAGAGCAGCAGCAGCCCCUUGGGAAUGGAAAUGCCUGUUCUGUAGCAAGGAAAACUUCUCCCUGAACAGAGCCAGGCACCUUCUCCCCGUUGCCUGCGCGGAUCAGACAGCAUGCAUCCCGGCGGAGCCCGCCGCGCGUUUCUGAGCGGGGCUGGCUGCAGGGAGGAUUGGCUCGCGGGGUCAGAGUUUAGGAAAGGCAUCUGCAAAGUAUUUUUAAACACUUCUGAUUUCAAACCCCAUCUGCACAGCCACGAGCUGGGAGCAGCAGUUUGAGGUUAGUCCUCAGCCCCGGGCGGUUGAUCACCCACGGUGCGGGGGCAUUUGGUUGCUGGGUGCUCCAGCACUUGGUCACACGAGCGACAGCACUUAAACCAGUCACCUCGUGCGUGAUCUUGAGCAAAUCGCUUCCCCCUCCGUGCCUCCCCUCCCAUCCUUUCUGCCUUGCCUAGAUUAGAAACUCUCCAGGAUGGGGACAUCCUCUCCGCCUGCCCCACGGCGCCUGCUGCCGCCCACCGCAGCUUCCCCGGGGCCGAAGCGGGAGGAAGUUGCAGGAUUUCCAGCCGCCUUCCCGAGUACCAGCUCCGCCGGCCGGAGCGGCACCCGGGUGCCGGCUGCUGCGUGCACGGGACGGCGGGAGCCCCUGGGCCUGCUGGGCUGGCGUUACUGGGACAGAGCGCUUGAAGGCCACGCUAGCCCGGUGCCCAGUCCCCGGCCUUUUCUGGGGACUCGCGUGGUUUGCCGUGACCCUCGGAGCUGUCGCUUGGAGGUGCGGAGCCUUGUUUCGCUCCGUGGAUCUCACAGGUUUUUUAAUAGCUGCUCCUGGCUGUUGUAAUUUUUAUUUGGGGCUUGUUGUUAAAACCAUAAAAAUUACAGUUAAACACUGCUCUGAAGCGUCAGAGCCCUCCAGGUGCGGGUGGGUGCUGCGUCCCUGCCCGCCCGCCUGCCCUCGUUAACUCGUUUGCUCAGCAAAUCCAGGCUGAUUGACCUGCCCCGGCCUUGGCCUUCCCGGGGAUCCCAGCCCUUCGGCUGCCCGGAGCUUCCCGGGUCGCCUCGGCCUGGCUGGCCCCAGACGCAGGCAUCGAGGAGCUGCCGGGGAAGAGGGACCCCGCGCCGGUUGUUUGCCUCGCUGUCCUCUCCCUCCGGGCCCGCGUCCGCGCCGCUCACGCGGGCUCCCUUGACAUCCCUCUUUGCUUUUCCUUCCUCCGGUUGGAGGUCCGCUUGUCGGGUUGUUUCUCCCCAGAUGCUGUAGUCUGCGGUUUUCCCGAGCUGACCCUGCCUCGGUUUGGUCUCUGCGAUCUCUCCGAGCGCCUUCGCGUUAUGUCUCUGCCCUUGUCGAUCGCUUCUCGGUGCGGCAGCGUCUGCAGAUUAUCCUGACGUGCCGGCUGCUUGGCAUCACCGGCGUGGAAGCACCGAGGGUGCCUGUAGGACGCAGCCCCCUCUGUGUCCCAGAGAUGUCCCAGAGCUCGUGCGGCCCUUUGCCAGGCUCCUGGGGAAAAAUUAAUAUUGGACUGGCUGGACGGGAGCCAAAGCGGGGUCGACGCUGGGUCGGAUGCUUUGCUGACCCUCGCGCCCCGGCAGAGGCUCUUUGCCCCGCGGUUCGCUGGGUGCGCGGGUGGAGCGGCCGCGGCCACGCGCCCGUGCUCGCUGGCGGCCAGCCCGCCGGCCCUUCCGGGGCGGCAGCGGGGAGCCGCGCUCGGCUGCUGGUCCCUUUCCUAUCGCCCCAUCUCUUCCCGUGCCGGGAGGUGUCCUGUCCUUUCGGAAGGAUGGGGGAAAUGGAAAAGGCUCCACCUCUUCCCUCGGCAAAUACAGCUCCACUGAGUUCAUAUCCUGGAGAGCGAAACAGCCAGAUCCCAGCAGGGACGGUGACUUCACCGCCCGGUAACGUGUUUCCCCGGCCAGCUGGGAAAGGAGCCUUCGUAUCUGUGAAGGAGCCGCCUGGCUUCCCCCACCCAAAAGUCUUUACCAGCUGUUUCCAUCCCGGCAGCGGCUGGGAGGAUGCGGAGCGAAGAUUUCGGCUCCGUGGGGAAUGGGAGUUCCCUCUCCCUCCUCGCCUGCGUGCUCGGCGGCCGGCUCGCUCGGCCGCGGCGCAUCUUCGCGGAGGUCGCCGGCGAGGCGCUGGGAGCUGAGCGCUUCUCCCGCGCCGCCGGCCCCCGGGCUCGCCGGGGAGAAGGCGUGAGCCCGGGCAGACCCCCGCGCGCGAAGCGCAGCGACCGCCCUCAAUCCCCCUGGCACCCCGCAGGGCCCUAGAUCUGGCUCGGGGUGCGAAGUUUGGAGCAGGAGCAGCUCCUCUGCCCCCGCCAAGGAAGGGGCGAACGCGGCCAGGUCUUUCCGGAGAGCGUCUGCCCCGCUAAGCGGCCCCGGCCGGCUCGGCUCGCUGCGGAGCGCCGGGGCGCGAGCCGUCCCGCCGCAGCUGCGCGGCCGCCGACGGGCUUCCCGCGUUUGCUUUUCCUUCCAUUGUUCUCUCGCGGUUUGGUUUAACAAACUCUUGUGUUUUUUCCUGCUUUGCUUGCGGGGAGGAAGGGGGAAAUUGGGGUUCUCGCCCGGCGCCGGCCCUGGGAGGCCUCGCAGGAGGGCUGGUGGGGGCAGGUGCUGCCGCCGCCGCUGCCUCUGCUUUCCGGCCUGUCGAUCGCGUCAGACUGUGGGUUUUUCCCCGUAAGAAGCCGAAGGAGAAGGUCUCCCGGGCAGCUCUGCGGCCCCGGCAGCGGCGUGAGGUCUCCCGGCCCUGCCGGCAGCAGCCCUUGGAGGCAGCCGGGUGUUUUGGGCUUUUCAAACUGCUUGAGCUGCAGAGGUGCCUGCGAAGGCCCAAACUCAGGUGCAGGCUGUUCGUGGGGGCAGGAGAGCGAGCGCUCGCGGGGCCUGCGCGCGGCUCCGGCCGUCACGGGCAGCAGCGCCCUCGCAGCCUCAUUCGGCCGCCAGCUCCGCGGGGGACGGAGGGCGCCCGGCCCCGCUGCCCCCGCGCUGCCGGCGGAGCUGGGCCCCGGGCCGGGCUCUGCGCUGGGGCCGCAGGCAGCGCGGACCGCGGUUGGGAGCCCUCGGCUCUCGCCCCGACUCCAUCCCAAACUUGCUGCGUGACUUUGGUCGAGUUUCUCAAUACCUCUGCGGCCGAGCUCCUUCCCUCUCCGAACGGGCGAAUCUCUUCCGAACCUGUUGGGAAACUGCGCUGUGAUGGCAGGUUUGCGGGGACGCGGUGCCGGGAGGAGCCGGCUGUGGGUGUCCGGAGCAGCGAGCCUGCCUGGGGCAGGACGGGCAGCAGGGAUAGCGAGGGGCGAUGCCUCCGGAAGAGGGAUGGACGUCGCUUACUCGAUUUCGUACGAGCCUCAGCCUUGGCCGUGCAGCGGGCACGAGCGUGGGGCAGGCCGAGGUGGCAGCGCGCAGGCCGAGAGGCCGCCCGGGGCAGGGGGGGUGAAGCUGCUGCUUCUCACCGCCACCACCGCCGGCCUCUCCGCGGGAUCGGAGCUCCUGAGCUCUUUUCCCAGCCCGUUCGUUGGCUUCGCAGUGGCCGGCCCCUGGCUGGGCUUAAUUUUCCCACGAGUGCACGCGCGUGUGCUUGGAGCGUCCGGACAGAGCGCGGCGCCCGGCGUCGCGCCGACGGCGAGAAGCGGCGCUUUGCCGCCGCGGCCGCUCCGCCAGCGGCAGGAGGCCGAGCUCCCUCCGCAGCCGCCGCCGCCGUCUCGAGGAGCACGUGGGCCCCACAUUUGUAACCAAUUUGCUGGAGCUCUCCGGAGGUGUUUCCUGCCUGCUGCUUGGCAGCUCCUCUCCGUACAGAAGCUCGCUGGCUUCCCCGAGCGCUUGCUUAACCCUGGCUGCCGUCGCGGCGGCCGCGUCCCGCCCGGGCGGCAGCGGGCACAGGACCGGGCGCAGCGGGGUGAGGCGGUGCCAGCCCGCAGGGACGGCUCCCGGAGGGGAGCGUGGCUGAGCACGGAGACCUUGUGUCCGGAGAUGCUCCCCGGGAUGUGCAGAGCCUUGUUUUUCCCUGGAAAUCUUGGCAGUUCCUAGGCCUGCUGGUGCUGCUGGGCCCGGAGCCCGUCUCCGAUCUCCUGGCGUGGGUCCCUCUCCCGCUCGGCUCCUCCUGGGCCUUUUCUGUUUCGGUCCCUGCGUGGUUUGAGCUCUCCCAGCGUGGACAUUGGGGUGACAACGCUGCGGGUCAGUGUCCGCGAGGGAGCGACGUUGCUGGGUCCUUGCUCCUUCUGCUCUCCACUCUGGGUUAAUCUUCCCCGGAUGCGAGGUCGGGAGGAGAGCGGGGAGGAGCAGGGAGCACGAACCGGGCCUGCGGGCGCUCCGGCGCUUUCAUCCUGCAGCUGGGAUUUAGCAUUCGGAGGCCGUGCUGCCCCGGGACGGCUCCGGUGAGGAUGUGACUGCGGGGCCGCCAGAGCGAGGAACUAAUUUGAGGAAUGUUCCCUGGUGAGAGGAGUUAAAACAUAGGAAUUCUGCUUUGCGGCUGCUGACAGCUGCCUCCCCCGGCGAUGGAUGGAGGGAGGCCGGGAAACCUCCCUCUGCCGCCCCGGCGGUCCGGGCCGCUGCCCUCGGCAGAUGGGCUCGGGCUGGGGCUCGGGGCGAGCUGUCCCCGUUUGGAGGGUGGGCGCUGCUGAACCCCGGCGACAGUCUGUCGGGCUCCGUGGGACAUUUCUGCCUCUUUCGGGUACUCUUGCACUCGACAGACAUUUGCAUCCGUCCCUUCCCCUCCCUGCAUCUCCUGCCUGGAUGCAGUUCCGAGGAGCCCUGCGGGGACAUCUCGCCGCAGCAAGCUCCGCCAAGGUUUUCCUGCAGAGUCCACCGAAAGGUACAAAGAGAAACAGCGUUUUUCCACCCGCUUUGGGGUGGCCGUGUGCUUCCCGUGUCUUUCCGGUGGUCGCACCAUCUCUCCUUGGCUCAGCUUAGCCUCCGGCUCGCACACGCUGGCAUUGCCCGUCGCUUCUCGAGCGAGAGAAGCAGCCUGAGCUCUCCUCUCUGGAUCUGAGUUCCUACUGCAUACAGCAUCCUUAAAAUAUAUACAUACAUAUAUAUAUAAACUGAUUAAAAGACAGGCACGUUGGAGGCCCAGCCUGAAAUCUUUGCUCCAAGCUCCGUCGCUGCUCAGGCUACGCUGUGCCGUGAGGUCUAAACGCUCCAUACUGCCGGGAAUCCGUUCUUGGUGGCGUGAAAACCAGAAAUUGUUCUUGACCAGCCUUAUCCCUCUGCUUACAGCCAAAACCAAUGGGUGCAGGAAAUGACGGAUUUAUGGGCAUUUCCGUGACACCAGGCAGUAUGGAUUUAGGAUUCAGUUUGAGUCGUUUAAGGCGAUGUUGGUAAAUACAAGUAAUGGACCCCUUGAUUUCAUCUUUGAUAAUUUCAUCUCAGUUGCGUCCUUUGGAAAUCCCAUGGAAGCAGACCCUGCUCAGCCCUUCCUGCUUGUUGCAGGAUGAGUCCCGAGGCUGUGAGGGGCAGGAUGAGGUCUGUUCCCGUUGAAGCAGAGCACGUUCCUGGCUCUACUCUACAAAGUGCAAAUCUGGCUCAGAAAAUGACUCUGGAAAAGAGGCACCCUGGGGUUUGGUGUUUAUUGUCUGUCCGUGACUCAGAAGUGGCUGGUUUACAAAUGAAAUGUUAUAUUUUCCUAAGCAGCAGGUCCGCAGACCCAGCUUGGUGUCGGAAAGCUCGUCCCAGUGCUGCUUUCCUUCGCGCGCCCCAGCGCCGGGGAUGCCGGUGCAGCACGGCUUGGCAGCGCUUACGCAGUCUGAUAGCGAGCCUGGCCACGGGGCUGAGGGAAGCUGCUUUGCCUUGACGGGGAACCCAGAUCUUCAGCUUUCUGGAGAUAACGGACUGGAAAGAAAAAAUGAGUGUUGCCUUGUCACCGGUGCUGAGCGACAGGCCCCAGGGAGCAGGUUCCUUCGGGGACGAAGCCCAAACUUGGCACGGAGCUGCUCGCUUGCGUUUGCCUCGUGCUUUGAAGAUGCAAAGCACCUGCAAGAGCCAAUUAUGGUGAUCCCAUCCUGAUCUUCUCUGCUGUGGUGGCUAGUCACAAAUCCAUCACCAGAAGCCACUCAAAGACCAUUUUGCAUUAAUUAGCUUGUUUACAAAACAUAUUAAAUUGCAGUAAUGACGAUACCAUUACUUGGUUUCCUUUUAAUUAUCCACUUGCAUAAUGAGCCAGCCCCCUCCUUGGCUCCAUUUCCGGUAGAAAGGGCCACAUAUCCUUGGGCCACACAGCACAUCUUGGUUGUUUUUGUACGAGAUCUUCCUGUGAGAUGGGCGGAGAUGUGAGAGAAGGGAAAAAAAGAAACAGAGGAGGAGGAGAGGACCCGGGAGCUGUGCCCGGCUCUGCAAGCAAGAAGGCUUUUCUCCAGGAACCCAGCAAGUUUCAGUGGGUUCGAGGUGGCUCUUUCACCCCGGGCUUAGAGCCUGGCUGUCUGGAGGACUGCGAUAUCCCAUAGGAAGCAACGCGGAAACCUGCCAAAGCCUUUAGUUCUCGUCGGCUUGGCGAUGGGGCUGCCUGGAAGAGCGGAGGAGAAGCGAUGGCAUUUCUUGCCCCCCGCAUACCUUCUUCCUUUCUUUCCCUUUUCACUUAGCGCUUGAAUUCCAGAGAUGUUAAUCCGCUCUCAACCCCUCGGUGGAGAAUAAAACGGCCUCUCUGUGUGGGAGGAAAGAAUUUGUGUGAAUUCAUUACAGGAAAGAGCGGGCAGCAGAGGCGGGCGCGUGUGAGCGCGGGCUGAGGAUGGGGUGAGCAUCCUCUGCCACUCAGUGGUCCCCGGGCGAGGAGAGAGGGACGGGCAAGGAGAUGAGAGCAUCGGGCACGGCACAAUCCUCGCUUUCAGAGCCCGAGUCCUCGGCCCCAGCCGUAAAAAUGCCAACCAUCUGCUCUGUGGGCCAGUCCUUGGCGAGGAGCAGCGAGUGGGGAGCAAAACGUCCCCGCUCGGCACGUCCCAGGUGCCGCUGGCUAUAAAUGGGAGCGCGUGCCGAGGAGGGGCCGGGGCCGCCGUCGUGGCGGAUCGGGGCGAUGAGAGCUGCGGGCAGGGGGCCGCGAAGGGCUGCUGGGCGCAAAGGUCGGAGGGAGGAAAAACGUCUGAGCUGGAGCCGGGGCUGCUCCUUGGAGGGUCUGCGGAGGUGAAGGGCAAGAGGCCAGAGAGCGAGGAGGCGCCGGCAGGAUGGGGCAGGCGCUGUUCUGCGCGCUGGCAGAGCUCCUGGGAUCUGCCAAACGCCUGAACGUGAACUACCAGGAUGCGGACGGGUUCUCGGCGCUGCACCAUGCGGCGCUGGGCGGCAGCCUGGACCUCAUCGCCCUGCUGCUGGACGCCCAGGCCACCGUCGACAUCAAGGACAGCAACGGGAUGCGCCCCUUGCACUACGCUGCCUGGCAGGGGCGAGUGGAGCCGGUGCGGGUGCUGCUGCGGGCCUCCGCCUCGGUCAACAUGGCCUCGCUGGACGGGCAGAUCCCGCUGCACCUCUCAGCUCAGUACGGCCACUACGAAGUGUCGGAGAUGCUGCUCCAGCACCAGUCCAACCCCUGCCUCGUCAACAAGGCGAAGAAAACCCCCUUGGACCUGGCCUGCGAGUUCGGGCGGCUGAAGGUGGCUCAGUUGCUGCUGAACAGCCACCUGUGCGUCGCCCUUCUAGAGGGCCAGUCCAAGGACGCCACUGACCCCAACUACACCACCCCGCUGCACCUCGCGGCCAAGAACGGGCACAAGGAGAUCAUCAGGCAGCUACUGAAAGCCGGAAUCGAGAUCAACAAGCAGACGAAGACAGGCACGGCCCUGCACGAAGCUGCUCUCUACGGCAAGACCGAGGUGGUGCGCUUGCUUCUGGAGGGCGGCGUUGAUGUGAACAUCAGGAACACCUACAAUCAGACAGCCCUGGAUAUUGUGAACCAGUUCACCACCUCGCACGCCAGCAAGGACAUCAAGCAGCUGCUAAGAGAGGCAUCAGGAAUCCUGAAGGUCCGAGCUUUAAAGGAUUUUUGGAACCUCCACGAUCCAACUGCUCUCAAUGUCCGGGCAGGAGAUGUCAUCACGGUCCUGGAGCAGCACCCGGAUGGGCGGUGGAAGGGACAUAUCCACGAUGCUCAGAAAGGCACCGAUCGGGUUGGAUACUUCCCUCCCUCCAUCGCCGAAGUCAUCAGCAAGCGCACAGGCAUGAUCCUCCCCCGCCCGGCGCCUGCGCACCAGCGCCAGGGCCCCCCCGGGGCCCUCACCGCCCUCCCCGGCGGGCUGCAGCACCUCCCUGACGAGUGUCCACACCAGGCAGCCCCGAGCGUCCCAGCGGCCUAUGGCCACCUCACCCUAACCCGGACGGUGCCGGGCCCUGACAGCUCAGCAGGAGACAGGAACAGCGUGGGCAGCGAGGGCAGCAUCGGCAGCAUCCGCAGCGCCGGCAGCGGCCAGAGCACCGAGGGCACCAACGGGCAGAGCACCAGCAUCCUCAUUGAGAACGCCAGGCCGCUGCCCUCCGCCAGCGAUGACCUCCAGCAGCACCUCGUGGGAUCGGAGCCGCGCAAUGGGCAGCUGAACUCCACGGCAGGGCCCCCGGGGCACCAGACCCCCGGCAGCUGUCCCCCUGGAGACAAGGUCUUCUCCCACCAGUUCCUGCGCCCUGAGCAGCUCCUCGAGGGGAAGGAUGCAGAGGCCAUUUAUAACUGGCUGCACGAGUUCCAGCUGGAGUCAUACACCGCCAACUUCCUCAACGCCGGCUACGAUGUCCCCACUAUCAGCCGCAUGACUCCAGAGGACCUGACAGCCAUUGGUGUGACCAAACCGGGACACAGGAAGAAGAUCUCCACUGAGAUUGGACAGCUCAGCAUCGCUGAGUGGCUGCCCAACUACAUCCCGGCUGACCUGAUGGACUGGCUCAGUGCCAUUGGGCUGCCCCAGUACCACAAAAAACUAGUGAACAACGGUUAUGACUCCAUCACCAUCGUGACAGACCUGACCUGGGAGGAUCUGCAAGAGAUUGGCAUCAACAAGCUGGGCCACCAGAAGAAGAUCAUGUUGGCCGUCAAGAAGCUCAGAGACCUCCGUAAAAGCUUGAACCAAGCAGAAGCAACACUGGCGAGACGUAAAGUCCCUGGUGCCCUGGACAUCGUCACCAUCGAGUCACUGGAGAAUGGGGAGUGUCAGUCCCCGCACACCCCCAAGAUGACGACAUUUCAGGACAGUGAGCUCAGCUAUGAGCUCCAGACGGCCAUGUCCAACAGCUGCCACGAGACACUCAGCAUCAAGAGCAGCCAGGGGAUGUCGCGGAGCCAGGAGAGCAUCGGGGUGCGCUCCAGGGGCUCAGGGCACUCACAGGACAACGUGCUCUCUCGGCGCCUCUCCAGCCCCUCGCAGGAGAGCCUGGGCAGCGGGGAGAGCAGCGGCAGCAGCGGGCAGUCCUGCACGCAGCCCCACAGCAAGGAGAGCCCGGCCAGCCUGCCGGGACGGCCCAGCCCCGAGCCCUACGGGAAGCUCGUCUCCCCGGAGGGGCAGAAUGGCCAUGCCAACGGCUGCGGGGGAAGCCCUCUCAAGGAGAGGAACCUGCCCGAAGGCAUGGAUCAGUACCCCCGGCCGGCAGCUCAGAAGGGCACUGUCCCUCCAGGGCCACAGGCAGUCACCCCCUGCACCCCUCCCCAGACCCCCAGCAAGGCAACUGCCCCUUACGUCUUCAUGUACCCCCACGUCUCCUUGAAAUCCCAGGCAACCCCUUCCCUCCUGGGAGCAGAGCAGCCCAAGAGCCUGGCGCACCCCUACCCCUCCUUCUCCCCCACCCAGAAGAGCAGCCUGCAGACAUCAGCCCAGAAAGCCUUCUCCUACCUGCACAGCCACUGUGGCCCUGCGGAGAUGCCCACGGGGCUGCCCAAGCCUGCCGCUGCGCCUGGCGCCUGGCAGGCCGCGGAGCAGCAAAAUGGAGGCGAAGGUUUCAAGCACAAGAAGCGGUCGCACAGCCUGAACCGCUACGCGCUGUCAGACGGGGAGCACGAGGAGGAGGAGGAUGGGAUGUCUACCAGCACGCUGGGCUCCUACGCCACCCUCACACGGCGCCCAGGCCGGAGCCAGAUGCCGCGGGCCUGUCUGCAGGCAGAGGCCAAGGUCACCCGCAGCCAGUCCUUCGCCAUCCGCGCCAAGCGCAAGGGCCCUCCGCCGCCGCCUCCCAAGCGUCUCAGCUCUGUCUCCAGCGCCCUUGCCGCGGAGGCAGACAGCGAGCAGGCCCCCGAGCCCGAACGACAGCCCGCUGCCGUCCCAGAUGCGGCCGGUGUCGCUGCUUCCCCCAGCGACGCCGGCCACAGCAGAACGGUGAGGAGCCUCGCGACUGCGCUAGAGGGGCCGCCCGGGGCGAGUCCGCCCAAGCCUCUCCUGGCCCCGAAGCCCCUGAACAUGGCUCAGGACUGCGUCUCCAGGGUGAGCGAGGACAGUCAGUCCUGCCACGCUGAUGACUCCAGCACUGCCAGGCUUUCAGAUGCCAGCAGGGACGCCUUUGAGAGCAGCAAGCCCCGGAGACGGACAUUUAGUGAGCCCAGUGCUCCCAUGACGGAGACCGUGCAGGGCAGGCGGGAAGAUGCCUGCUCAGACACGGAGGAGGAGGCGGCCAAGGCAGAGGCUUCCACCUCAUCCUCCCAGAACAGCUCCAGUGAGUGCAUCCCCUUUGCAGAAGAAGGCAACUUAACCAUCAAGCAGCGGCCUAAGCCUGCUGGGCAUCUCAAGGCUGACGCAGCCACACUGGAUGCAGAGCCCAGUUCCCAGGCCACAGAGCCCCCCUGCUCCAGUGGGAAGGAGUCAGGGGUGCCCGUUGCCACCAAAGAGCCGCCCGUGCUGGAGUUCAACCUCACAGAGUCGGACACAGUGAAGCGCAGGCCCCGCUUUAAGGAGCGCGAGCCGCUGCAGACGGUGCUGAAGGCGUUCAGCCUGGCCGGGCAGGCCGAGGCAGGGGCGAACCUGGCGCCGCAGUAUGCGCAAGCCCAAGCCGUGAGCAUCACAGGCCCGGCCACCCCCAGGCUGGAGCCGCAGGCUGGGCUGGCUGGAGAUGCCUUUGAUGAUGACAACAUGGAGUUCAGGAUUGCUGAGAUAGAGAAGAGCAUCCUGUCCCUCGAGAAGGGCAUCAAGAAGGCACCAAGCCCUGUGAAACCCCCCAGCCCCUCGGAGCUGCUCAGCACUGCUGUGCUGAGGACACCAACUCCAGACGUCCCAGCCAAACACACCUCCGUGGCAUCCACCAAGCUGGUGUUCUCCGGACCCAAGACCGUCUACCAGCAGGUCCUGCAGCCUUCCCGCCACACUGUCGCUCCCUGGGCGGCUGCUGAGACGGUGCCAGACGUGAUCGGACCCGUGGCUGGUUCCGUCUCUCUGAACCCAGAGCCCAGCAGCAAGGCGUUGGCGAAGCCUUUGGGGGCCACUCUGGCCCAGCAGAGGCUGGAACAGACCAACUCCACCCUGGCUGCUGCGCUGCAGGCCGCAGAGAAGAAGAUAACAGCCAAGGAGGCAGAGAGCCAUCCUGAGGCUGUGCACUCAGCCAAGAACAUCCUGGAAGACAUCAGCAACAUGUUUGAUGACCUGGCCGACCAGCUGGACGCAAUGCUGGACUGAGGCUUGCUCCCUUCUUCCCCUUCCCGCCUCCAGCUGCUCCGCAAAUGCCCGUUGUGAUGAGGGGAGAGUAGAUCUAGCACCCAAACGGUGUCUCCAAGUAUCUCCAGCUGCCUCCUUUCCUGCGCCUUACACCAUGGCUAGGAACCCGUCUGCCCCCUCCUCGCUCGCCCAGCAUCUCUGGCCCCAGAGCUGCCUGGCUCCGUGUCACACGCUCCAGCAUGACCAUGGGCUGGUUUCCGAGAGGGUCAGGCCUUUCCCACCAGACUGGCAGCAGGAGGAGAGCCCAGAGGGGCUUCACACGUGGUCCUGGAGGCUGCAGAGAAAACCUCGCUCCCUUGCACAGAGCUGAAGAGCCUCCACAAGGGACCUUUCUCUUCUCUCGCUGCGUUGCCGAGUCCUGCCUCUUAUUAUUUAUCCCCUGCCAACAAUGUGUCAAAGGAGAGACCUCCCCGGGCAGCCGCCACCGAGUUGGCUAUUUACUGAGCAGAUCCCAGCCCCGGCAGAGCCUGACAGCAGCUAAAAGAAGACAGGGCUUGUCGCGACUUGGCAGCUUGCAGAGUGAGAAGGAACCUUCCUGCUUUAUUUGCUGCUUUUCCGAACGCGUCAGCAUCAGGCAGCAUGUAAUCUGAGCGGAUCGAAAUCCCCCGGCAGGACCCGCACCCCCAUCCCCAAGGCCGGGGCUGGCACUGCCCGCAUCCCGCGGAGCGGCGAGUGCUGUGCCGCGGGCCCUGCCGGAGGCGGGGGGCUGCCCGCGCCUUUCGCGGGGCGAGGACAGCGACUCGCUGCGCCCACGGCCGGGAAGGGCCGCGCGUUCGUGCCAGCCGGGCUCGACCAUGCUGCUAAAUGGAGGCUGCCCUCUGCCGACACCGUGCCUACGCAAACCGCCAGCCCCGCCACUUCCAGGGAGGCGGUAGCACAGUGGUUAGCGCUUUUUUCUUUUCUUUUUUUCCCCUUUUCCUCCCCUGUCCCCUUUUGGAGGAGAAAAUGGUCCCGUUUCCCACUGAUCCUCAGUGCAGGGAGAUCCUGGCACAAACUCAGCUGUGAACUUUGUUAGACAGGAGCUGCGUUUGAGACUAGGUGAUGAUGCUUCCUUGCAGCUCCAAAACCCGGCAGGAGAGGUGACCCCACAUGCACCGGGUGAAUUCAGCUCAGCAACAGCUACUGUAAAUACAGGCUGGAUGCAGUCACAGCCCCGUGGCCGCAGCAGGGGAACAGCAGCGGUAGCUCGCUGCGUCCAAGCAGUAGGAACGGCUGCAUAGCUUGAAGACAGAUUUCUCUAGCAGGAUCUGUUUAGUAGUGCAUGUCUAAAUAUGUCCAAGAGCCCCGAACUUGGCUUGCGCUCGGCAUGCCAAGCAAAUGAAAGCAUCAGAGCACCAGAAGGGAACCCAAGAUUGUACUAAAGUGCCAUUUGUUGCAAAAAUCCCAAACAAAAGGAAAUCCAGCCCAUCACCUCUUAAAAAUAAAAAUACCAACACAAAACCAAACUGUAAAGGGAGAAGGUGGCUGAAGAGGCAGUCGCUUCCCACUUUUGGGGGGAGUUUGCAACUGAAGUAGACAGUUAGCAAGACAACGUGCCCCUGCACCGCAAAGGAGGCGCCCAGCGCCCGCCUGGACAUUUCCCGGGGGCCUUCGCUCGCGAGCGGCAGCCAGCGGGAGAUGCCAGCCUGGCCUCUGCGUUAAAAAGCAAAGACAAGAAAGCCCUGAAAAAAAAGAAACAAAAAAAUGCUUGGUUGGCUGGGACUUGAGGUGAAUUUGAGGUGCUUAAGGCACCCAAAGCCUGGCGAGUUGGUUGCUCUGUGUUUUAUACAUCCCACUGAGGGUAUUAAAGUGACCAUGUCUGACAGACAAGUGCUACAUCAUGGACUGUGUUUUUAAAUAGCUGCAACCAGUGGCACUUUAUCGAAAGGUUUGCAGAAACCUUUUAAAACUGAUUUUUUACUCUCACACAAAUCAACCUGGAACACGCCCAGGUGGGUUAUUUUUUUUUCCAAUGUUGAUAAACUGUAAAUGUUUUUUAAAGGCCAAUGUAUAUAUUUUAAAUGUGAUUUAUUAUAUAUAUUUACUAACCAGAAUUGCAAGUCUUGUACUCUAGGGUCAGGGAUAAGAGGACACUGGGGUGGAGCUGUGCCGCUGUCUGAGCCACCUGAGGGCAGCACCACGCUGCUCUCACUGUCAAUAAGGGAAUUAAUUUGAUUUUGCAGAAAAAUGCCUAUUUUUUAAGCUCUAGAUCUUUAUUUUAAAGCUACUGUAUGGUGCGUAAGUUAUGUACACUGCAACUGGGACUAACUGACCCUGGCUGCACCUGCUUCAUGCAGCAAGGCAGUGAGGGGAAAAAAUAGCCCAUGUAAUCACCAGACUGACAACAGAUUUUAAACCAUCUGCUCUCUUUGUGUUAAUCAUGUGGUUUUUGUUUUCCACUAACAUCCAUUAAGACUAAGUUCUAUUAAACAGUGGGGCAUAUUUUACCCUUUUGAUA